Molecule: messenger RNA, 603 nt
Organism: Diplodia corticola
Lineage: Eukaryota; Fungi; Ascomycota; Dothideomycetes; Botryosphaeriales; Botryosphaeriaceae
Exons: 2
Coding region: 1-603 (200 amino acids)
Source: RefSeq, a predicted model, not a curated record
AUGGCCUCGAUCCAGAACAUCCCACCGCCCUCGCCCAGAAAGCAGCGGAUCAGAAAGGCCAAGCGGGCCCCCAGAGACGCCAUGGAGUGGACCAAGAAGCAAUACAACCAGCAGUACGACCGCUGGGUCCCGUGGCUCGAGGACCAGUACCUCAGAUACUUCACCAAGGACAACAAGGCCAGCUACACCACCAAGGACCAACUCUCCAAAACCAAAAUCACCGGCGACUCCCGCGUCGACCAGCUGCAGGACGACGCGUCGGGCGCCGCGGCCGGCCAGCUCGGCCAGGGCGGCCUCGCGCAGCCCGUCGGCGACCUCGUCAGCAAGGAGGCCGUCAACCGCGCCGAGCGCGGCGGCAAGGACGACCAGGGCGGUUACGUCCCUACUGCCGUCGACGCUCCGGCUGCGACGACCACCACGCCCGCUGGGGACGUCCCGGUGUCGCAGCAGGCGUUGGAUAAGAGCGUGGGGUCGGUGGCGGAGGGCGCGAAGAGCGUGGUGGGGAGUGUGGGACAGGGCGGCGGGGAUGAUGCGGCGGGGAAGGCGGGUGGUGGUGGUGGUGGUGGGUAUUUUGGGGGGUGGCUUGGUGGGGGGAAGAAGUGA